GAAAUACGGUCACCUUGGCUGACAAGCGAGGAAAAUUAUUUAUAUUUUAGAAUCCACGACGCUUCUCGUACGAAAAUUGGCAAAAUAUUGUUGAUCAAUUCAGUUUUAACACAUUGACGUGCAAAUGACAAACAGUGGCGCCAAACAAGGCCAAUUUGUAUGCUAUUGGUGUCCAAAUGGUUACACGGCAACCAAAUUCCCAUAAAAAUAUUGCCUGACACCGCGGCCAUCAACAAAAACGAAAACCACGAAACAGAUUUACGUGCGCAAAGUGCAAGAAUUGCAUGGUUAAAAUUUAAACGUGCAAAUAAUUUAAAAUUACUGCACACAAAAAAUGCAUAUACAAGCUGUAGUGUAAAACAAAUUAAAAAGUAGCAGCAAAAUUGCUGCCGCUGCUUUGCGGUGGUGGUGCAAAAAGAACAUAAAAUCGGUGGCAAGAAGAAGAGCCGCCAAGUGAGAAAAGUGAAGUAAAAAAAGAAAGAAAAACAACGCCGCCGAAAUCAAUUAAUCAUAUCAAAACUCUCAAUUAUAAUCAACGUAAGCAUAUUUGCAUUCGUCCUGGUGUUAUUUAUGCUGCAGGUGCUUCUGCCGCUGUCGCUGCUGCUGCUGUGCUGCUUGGCGCUACGCUAUUCCGACGCUGCCAACGCUGACGACAUGCGCGCGUAGAGUUGCCAGCUCUGAAAUUUGCAAAAGUCGUCGGUCGUUCAGUCGCAUUGUGGCGGCUUCUGCACAAGACAAGACAAUUUUUAAAUAGUUGGACACACAUUCUGACGAGGAAUGCAUUGGCUGGCAACCCUUUCAGCUCUGCACACGAAGGAUUAAAGGAACUACUCUAAAAGCUAGCCAAGAUUAAUAUCAAGAGCAAGUGCAUUGUCUUCGCACUUGCCAGAUCGAAAUAUAUAUUCGAAAUACACGCGUCGUGGUCCAGUGGAUCGACGACGCCAUUGGAUAGAAAUUUUUGUUCGCCCCGUAGUUAAAGAAAGCUGCCACCAUUCGGAAGAAAAACACUUCGAAUAUGACCCAUAACAUCGGUAUGGCGCCAUAUCGUUUGCCGGGUCCAUCGGGCGCUCUCUGCCCGCCUGAUUUUAAGCCGCCGCCUCCGACGGAUAUCAUCUCGGCGCCGAGCAAUCCAAAGAAGCGACGGAAAACCUCAAAUGCGGCCAACUCAGCGGCUGCUGCGGCAGCGGCGGCGGCAGCUGCAGCGGCCGCCGCUGCCAACUCCAUGCAACAGCAGCAAUCGGCGCCGCCAACACCGCAGGAUCUGUUGCCGCCACCGCCGAUGGGUGGUUUCGGUGAUACGAUAAUCGCAUCCAAUCCGUUCGACGAUAGUCCCCAAGUGUCGGCCAUGUCCAGUUCGGCGGCCGCUGCAAUGGCGGCCAUGAAUCAAAUGGGCGGCGGCGGCGGACCCGGCGGACACUUUGGACCGCAUGCGCACUGGGAGGAGCGCAUGGGUAUGGGCAUGCAUCCGCAUAUGCAUCCACAUCAUCCAGGAGCUGGCGGUGGGCCCAUGGGCCAUGGACCACACGGGCCACAUCAUAUGGGCGGCCCACCGCAAAUGCGUGGCAUGAGCCCCUUGGGACCUGGUGUACAUCCGCAUCCACAUGCAAUGGGACCCGGUGUUGGACUGCCGCCGCACAUGAACCAUGGCCGAGCUGGUGGAGUGCCCAUGGGCAGCCCAAUGGGUGCGAUGGCUGGCAUGGGUGGCAUGAGUCCAAUGGGCAACAUGGGAGGACCAAGCAUAUCACCGCACCAUAUGGGCAUGGGUGGAUUGUCGCCAAUGGGCGGUCCCAAUGGCCCAAAUCCGCGUGCAAUGCAAGGAUCACCAAUGGGCGGCGCCGGUGGACCAGUGCCAGGUCAGAACUCGCCUAUGAACUCACUGCCAAUGGGCUCACCCAUGGGCAAUCAAAUUGGCAGCCCAUUGGGACCGGGACCAGGACCAGGACAACAGCAGCAACAACAGCAACAAGGAUCACAACAGCAGCCACAAAACCCGCAACAGACGCACAUGAACAACGGGCAAAUGGGUCCACCGCCUUUGCACAGUCCGCUGGGCAAUGGACCAACAAAUCACAGUCACAUGUCCGGUGGACCGGUGCCAGGGCCAGGUCCUGGGCCAGGUGGACUAGUUGGGCCUGGUGGCAUGUCGCCGGCUAACAGCAACAGCGGCAACAUGAUGGGCGGCAAUGCAUCCAACAGUGGCAGCACUAAUAACAACAACAACAACAGCAAUGGAAUGAAUCCCAACAAUAGCAACAACAAUCAAAAUCCCCAUCCACAUCUGUCGCCAGCGGCGGCGGCAAGUGGACGUUUGGGUGGUGUGCCCAAUUCAAUGCAAUCCAACGGUCCAAUGCCAGCGUCGUCAUCAGCCGCAUCCACGGCGACGACGACGUCAACGGUAACAGCGACCACGUCAGUGCCUACGUCCUCACCAGCGCCGCCCGCCAUGUCACCGCAUCAUUCGCUCAACAGCGCCGGUCCCAGUCCGGGCAUGCCCAAUGCGGGUCCAAGUCCGUUGCAAUCGCCAGCGCUCAGCGGUGCUGGCAACAGCAACAAUAUGAACAACAACAACAACAACGGACCCAUGAUGGGCCAGCAAAUUAAUCCCAAUGUUCCUAUGCAGCAGCAGCAGCAGCAACAACAGCAGCAGCAGCAGCAGCAACAACAACAGCAGCAACAACAACAACAGCAGCAGCAGCACGGUCCAAUGGGCGUCCAUAUGGGUGGACCACCUGGACCUGGACAUGUGCCUGGCGGUCCAAUGGGAAUGGGCAUGAAUCAAAUGCUUCCGCCGCAGCAGCCGCCGCAUCUUGGUGGACCACCGCACCCGCAGCUAAUGAACCAUCCUCACCCGCAUCAUCCGCAUCCAGGUGGUCCCCCACAUCACAUGAUGGGCCCUGGCCCCGGCAUGCAUGGACCAGGUCCUGGCGGCAUGCCACCCCAUAUGGGUGGGGGCGGCGGUGGUGUUGGUAAUCCCCAUAUGAUGGGCCCACACGGCAAUGCCGGCCCACACAUGGGCCACGGACACAUGGGAGGCGUGCCAGGACCGGGUCCAGGGCCAGGCGGCAUGAACGGACCGCCGCCACACCAUGGAAUGCCACCUCACCACGCACACAACCACCCACAUCAUCACAGCCACGGACACGGUCACAGUCCAAUGGGAGGACCAAAUAUGUUUGGAGGCGGCGGUGGACCAAUGGGUCCCGGUCCAAUGGGAAAUAUGGGCGGCCCAAUGGGCGGUCCCAUGGGCAACAUGGGCGGUCCAAUGGGCAAACCCAUGACGAUGAGCGGUGGUAAAAUGUAUCCGCCUGGUCAGCCAAUGGUCUUCAACCCGCAGAAUCCGAAUGCGCCGCCCAUCUAUCCGUGUGGCAUGUGCCAUAAGGAGGUGAACGACAACGAUGAGGCAGUUUUCUGUGAAUCCGGUUGUAACUUCUUCUUUCACAGAACGUGUGUUGGUCUGACGGAGGCGGCCUUUCAAAUGCUCAACAAGGAGGUGUAUGCCGAGUGGUGCUGUGACAAGUGUGUGUCUUCCAAGCCUAUACCCAUGGUUAAGUUUAAAUGCUGAACAUGUUAACCGAUUUAGAAACUACCACCAGCUAGCACUCAUUCACUCUGUAUAAAUAUCCAAGCAUUAACUAUUUUAAUUGUAGCAUUUAAGAAGGAGAUUAGGGUUCCAUCGUUUAAUUAAUUGCAAACAAUAUGCGCUCAAUAGUCAAAAAGGGUCCCCAACGAAUCAAUCAAUCAAUGUUUCAAUCUUUUAAGCGACAACUCACUAAAUGGCCGGAGCAGUGUUGUGAAUUUUAGUUUCGGCCUGGCUCAAUACGCGCAUCCUUAAAACAAAACAAAACAAAUCAAACCUUAAUUAAAACGACAAGAACGAUAAAAACAACAAAUAUGUAUGCUAAUUGUAAAAUACGAGUAGUAUAGCAUAGUAUAGUGUAGUAUAUCAUACAUAAUAUAUAUAUAUAUAAAGAUGAAAAAAUGAAAUAAUAAUAUGUAUGUAUGGCGUGGCGUUGUCAGCUAGAGAGCAAGAUAAGCAAUCCGUAACGGAAAUGAAAAAAUAAUAAGAAGAGAAAAAAAAAAAACAAAAGAACCACACAAUGAAAAAGAGAAUAACACUGUCAAAUAUGUGAAGAUGAUAACAAAAAACGAAACGAUUAUCAAUCUACUCCAGUGUGUGUGUGUGUGUAUUAUAGAAGCGAAAUUAUGAGAAAUUAUUGAAUUCAAAAUAGCGUUUAAGAGCAGAGUAUAGAGAGAUUGAAAGGACGAAAAGAAACGAAACAACAACAGAAUGAAAAGAAUAUGAACACAAAAAACGAUAAUUUUACAUUUGUUUUCGAAUAACUAGAGAUUUAAGUGUGAGAGUGCAUGCGUAUACAUACAUAUAUACCUAUACAUAUAACACAUACACGUACACAUACAAAUAAGAUAAAUCUAAAUCUAAUAAUCGAUCUGACAAUGAGCAUAAAAAUUUGUAACGAAAUGAAAUUAACUUUAACUGUGUGAAACUGUUUCCAUUUGUGUGCAAGAAAA
This is a messenger RNA of Drosophila innubila, 4530 nucleotides long. RefSeq names its product protein pygopus (gene pygo). The transcript has 3 exons. Lineage: Eukaryota; Metazoa; Arthropoda; Insecta; Diptera; Drosophilidae. The record is from RefSeq and is a predicted model, not a curated record. Bases 1016 to 3562 code for a protein of 848 amino acids.